Molecule: messenger RNA, 1995 nt
Organism: Microthlaspi erraticum
Lineage: Eukaryota; Viridiplantae; Streptophyta; Magnoliopsida; Brassicales; Brassicaceae
Source: the annotation of a GenBank genome assembly
AUGGAUAGCAUGAGUGAGGCAUUUGAUCAAAUGCAAAUGGUCAAGGAUGUUAUGCCAACAGUGAUAAAGUUUCAGAGGUUCUACAAGAGUCUACUCAUCAGUUCAACCUGCUUACUUCACCCACUUUCCUACCAAAGGUCAAGGAUCAAGGGAAAUUCACUCUCCCUUGCACACUUGGGCAUCUUGAGCUUGACAAUGCCUUGUGGAUUCUGGAGCAAGCAUCAAUCUGAUCUCUCUCUCAUGGCAGAGAAGCUAGGCAUUGCUGGAGCCUUGCAGCGCCCUACUACUUCAAUCAUGUUUGGAGAUGCAACUUCUAAGUCUCCUCUUGGAGUGUUCAAGAACUAUCACUUGAAAAUUGGAGAAUGCAUCAUCCAAACUGAUCUCACUGUGAUGGAAAUGGAAGAAGAGAAGGAUCUACCUCUGCUAUUGGGAACCCCUUUCCUUAGUACAGUUGGCGCUUCAAUAGACUUUCACAAGCAAGAAGUGAUCCUUCACAAGGUGAAUAGUUUGGUGUCAUAUCGCUUGCAGCCUAGAGGUUCAGACUUUUGUGCCACAAUUGACAGUACUGAAGAUGAGAUGCUCGAUCGAGUUGAAGCUUGGCCGGUCGAGUUGAGGAACUCGACCGGAUGGUCGAGUAGGUGGUCGAGCUGGUCUUCAAGAUGGCUUCCUCCUUCUUCCUUUGCGUAUCCAGUUGAGCUGCGUCCAUGCACCAAGUCCUUCCUUGCUCCUCACGUCCCAUAUGCUCCAAAAUGCUCCAAAAGACCUAUUUCAAAGGACCAAACAUGCAUAUGGACACAAGGAGCAUGGAGGGACUUGGCACAUGGAAGCAGCUCAACUGGAUACGCAAAGGAAGAAGGGAGAAGCCAUCUUGAAGACCAGCUCGACCGUCCACUCGACCAACCCUGUUGUUUCAUACUCUCAAAGAGUAACAAGUUCCCAUUUUGGAUUGAUAACCUCUUAUACUUCAAUGACUAUGAUGUUACUCAUCAGUUCAACCUGCUUACUUCACCCACCUUCCUACCAAAGGUCAAGGAUCAAGGGAAAUUCACUCUCCCUUGCACACUUGGGCAUCUUGAGAUUGACAAUGCCUUAGUGGAUUCUGGAGCAAGCAUCAAUCUGAUCUCUCUCUCCAUGGCAGAGAAGCUAGGCAUAGCUGGAGCCUUGCAGCGCCCUACUACUUCAAUCAUGUUUGGAGAUGCAACUUCUAAGUCUCCUCUUGGAGUGUUCAAGAACUAUCACUUGAAAAUUGGAGAAUGCAUCAUCCAAACUGAUCUCACUGUGAUGGAAAUGGAAGAAGAGAAGGAUUUGCCUUUGUUAUUGGGAACCCCUUUCCUUAGUACAGUUGGCGCUUCAAUAGACUUUCACAAGCAAGAAGUGAUCCUUCACAAGGUGAAUAGUUUGGUGUCAUAUCGCUUGCAGCCUAGAGGUUCAGACUUUUGUGCCACAAUUGACAGUACCAAUCUCAGUUCUAAGAGUCAUGGAGCUACAAAGGUUGUGAAGGAAAGGGUUGACAAGGAACCAAGAGUUGGGAAGGAUAAGGAUGAGAGAGGACCAAGGAUUGAGAAGCCACGUCUUGAGAGGGCUAGAGUUGAGAAACCACGAUCUGAUAGGCCAAGAGCUGAGAGACUUGUUCAAGCCCCUUGUGUGCUUGAUGAAGAGAGCCUUCAAGCUUUGUUUGAUGAGCCACUAGGAAGGGCUCUACAAGAAGGGGAGGAUGCAGCCUCUAAGGCAAGACCAGGAGAUAAAAGAAAGGAUCCACCAGCUCAGGCCCCUUCAGUCAAGCCAUCUCAGCUCACAAUGACUUUGUUCCCCACCAAGUUUGAAAAUGGGAAGAUUGAGUACAAGAUAAGGUACAAGGGGAGAUCAAGGCCAUUCUCUAGAGCCAAGGCCUUGGUGACUUCAGAACAGUCCAGGGACCCAACCAAGCUAAAGGAGCUUCUGUCUCAAGUCCUCACUAUCACCCUUGAUGGUGGGACUAGCUCAACCAAUGCCUAA